GAAAGAGAAUUAAAAGAAUAAAAUAGAACAAAAGGCAAGAUAACCAAGAAAAAUGGCCAAUAAUGGCAGUGGUGUUCGAGUGGAUGAAUCAUCACUUGUAUCCUUGUUGGAUCAUUCAUCUUCAAAAACCACAAACCAAGAACUCGAACUUCCGUUUCACCAACAAUUCUUGAUCGAGUCCAAGAAGCUAUGGCACAUUGUUGGGCCCUCGAUCUUCAGCCGUGUAGCUACCUAUUGCAUGUUCGUCAUCACACAAGCCUUCGCUGGACAUCUAGGCGAUCUUGAACUUGCUGCCGUCUCCAUCGCCACAAAUGUCAUCGUUGGCUUCGACUUUGGCCUCUUGUUGGGGAUGGCAAGUGCUUUGGAGACACUAUGUGGCCAAGCGUACGGGGCCAAAAACUAUCGAAUGUUGGGGGUGUAUCUACAACGCUCAUGGAUCGUGCUUUUCGUAUGUUGUAUAAUACUUUUACCCUUAUACAUAUUCACCACACCAGUGCUAAAACUGCUCGGACAACCCGCAGACAUAGCCGAGCUCUCAGGUGUGGUGUCAAUGAGUCUGAUACCCGUUCAUUUCAGCCUAUGCUUUCAGUUGCCGUUGCAAAGGUUUCUUCAAUCUCAACUUAAAACAUCAGUCAUCGCAUGGGUUUCACUGGCCGCGUUGGUGGCUCAUUCGGUGAUGACUUGGCUGGUUGUGACCAAGUUUCAGAUGGAACUUGUUGGGACGAUUGUUGUAUUGAAUAUUUCGUGGUGGUUGAUCGUUAUAGGGUUGUUUGCUUAUGUGGUGUUCGGUGGUUGCCCGGAAACUUGGAGAGGGUUUUCAAUGGAAGCUUUUUCUGGAUUGUGGUCGUUUGUCAAACUCUCGGCAGCUUCCGGCGUCAUGUUGUGUUUGGAGAACUGGUACUACAGAAUAUUGAUAGUGAUGACAGGAAACUUGGAGAAUGCAAAAAUCAUGGUUGAUGCUUUGUCUAUAUGCAUGUCCAUCAAUGGCUUUGAACUCAUGAUCCCUCUUGGAUUCUUUGCAGGAACCGGAGUUAGGGUUGCAAACGAGCUAGGAGCAGGCAAUGGCAAAGGCGCUAGAUUCGCUACCAUAGUGUCGGUUACAACAUCCACGAUAAUAGGUGUUGUCUUCUGGAUCUUAAUCUUGCUAUUCCACAACGAGCUAGCAUUAAUAUUCACAAAUAGUGAACCCGUAUUGGAUGCCGUGAGCCAACUUUCACUUCUCUUGGCCUUUACCAUUCUUCUGAAUAGCAUUCAACCUGUUCUUUCAGGUGUUGCGGUAGGGUCCGGAUGGCAAUCAUAUGUAGCAUACAUCAACUUAGGAUGCUACUAUUUGAUAGGACUCCCAAUGGGAUUUGUCAUGGGAUGGGUUUUCCAACUUGGAGUCAUGGGUAUUUGGGCGGGGAUGAUUCUCGGAGGAACUGCAUUUCAAACGUUGGUAUUAGCUAUCAUCACAAGUCGUUGUAAUUGGGAAUUGGAGGCACAGAAAGCAAGUAAACAUGUAAAGAAGUGGGCAGUUGUGCAUUGAAGAUGACAAAUUACUAUAUCCUUUUAAUUAAACUGAAAUCUUGCGCCAAUCGCUUCAUGUUCUUGUAUCGCAUCUAUUAAUUAUUUCUAUGUAUGUUAUUCAUAUGUAACCGUGGCAAGAUUGAAAAUUUAGCAUUAAAUUUUGGCCGCAUUGCAUGUGCUACCUGAUUUGAUAGUGACAUUGCAAGAAAGGUAUGGUUUGCCCAAGUAAGGCAACACAUAAAUUGAUCAAAAGUACUUCACCA
Helianthus annuus (common sunflower) is the source of this 1769-nucleotide messenger RNA. Its product is annotated as protein DETOXIFICATION 27. Gene Ontology annotation, molecular function: xenobiotic transmembrane transporter activity; antiporter activity. Gene Ontology annotation, biological process: xenobiotic detoxification by transmembrane export across the plasma membrane. The transcript has 8 exons. Lineage: Eukaryota; Viridiplantae; Streptophyta; Magnoliopsida; Asterales; Asteraceae. Gene Ontology annotation, cellular component: membrane. The record is from RefSeq and is a predicted model, not a curated record. Bases 53 to 1525 code for a protein of 490 amino acids.